This is a messenger RNA of Sycon ciliatum, 1853 nucleotides long. Its product is annotated as zinc finger protein 330 homolog. Bases 293 to 1249 code for a protein of 318 amino acids. Gene Ontology annotation, cellular component: nucleus. Gene Ontology annotation, molecular function: zinc ion binding. The record is from RefSeq and is a predicted model, not a curated record. NCBI's taxonomy places the organism in Eukaryota, Metazoa, Porifera, Calcarea, Leucosolenida, Sycettidae. The transcript has a single exon.
UCAAAACUAACUUGAAAAGCGAAACACUGAAAGGUAAAAAAACAAAAGUAAAAGCAAGCUCUCAUUAGCUCAACUCAGCUGUGGAAAGAAAGCAAUCAAUUACUUUGUAGCUUGCGACCAUAAAGUGUAUUCUGCUGAAGCUGCUGGAGAUCAUCCCCGAUCGAAGUCUGAUUUCGUGAGACAUUUUGCAUGGGUUGACUUCUGUUUCUCUGUGGGUUUCCUGUGUCGACGACCGAUUGCACUGCACUGAGUAUUUUAGGACUGUCGUUGUGUGUAAUUGGAGCAUCUCGCCAUGCCUAAGAAGAAGUCCGGAGCUCGUAAGAAGGCCGAGAAGCGAGCCGUGAGACAGAAAGCUAUGCGUCAGGUCGAAAAAGACAUCGGCUUGAUGCCAUGCAAUUCAUCCAUGGAGUGUGAAAAGUGCAACAACAGGCAGAAGAAUCGGGCUAUAUGUUACUUUUGCAAUUCCGUGAAUAAACUACCAGUAUGUGGUCACUGUGGCAAACAAAAAUGCAUGGGUGGUGACUGUGUUGUAAAGCACACCAGCUUCGCAACUGGCCUGGCUAUGGCUGGAGCUAUCUGCGACUUUUGUGAGACGUUCAUCUGCCACAGCCGCAAAUGUCUCUCCACACAUGCCUGCCAGUGCCCCCUGACAGAUGCUGUGUGCUUUGAGUGUGAGCGGGGUGUUUGGGAGCAGGGCGGCCGCUACUUCAAGUGCUCCUUUUGCCGAGUGUUUGUUUGCGAGGAUGACCAGUUUGAGCACCAAGCAAGCUGCCAGAAACUCGACGCAGAGAACUAUAAGUGUGCGUCCUGCAAUCGACUUGGACAGUACAGCUGCCUGCGUUGCAAGGUGGCAUAUUGUGAGGAUCAUGUGCGUCGAAAAGGCGUCAAGUAUGCACGCGGUGCCGCACUGCCGUGUCCCAAAUGUGGCCAGGACACUCAGGAGACGAAGGACUUGAGCAUGUCGACACGAACACACGAGUUUGGACGUCAGCGUGGGGGCGAUGAAGACGGUGGCACGCAGUACUACUACAGCGACGCGUAUGCGAAAGCAAUGGAAGGUGGAGGUGCAAGUGGAGGUGGUGGGUAUGACGGCGGUGGUGCAGGCUAUGAGUAUGCGGAUGACGAUGAUUACGAGUAUGAUGAAGAUGAUGAUGAGGAUGAUGACGAGGAGGAGGACGAUGAGGAUGAGGAUGAGGCAGAUGCUGAGGAAAAAUCAGUACUGGCAUCCAUGGCAAAAGUUAAGAUGUGAAGCAUGCAAGCUUUACCCUAUGGGUUGACAUGUACUACUCCCACUGUAUACUACAAUGGACCUAUGACUACCGUCGUCUGACAAUGAGAAUCUCAGACCAACUGCAACUAUAGUACUGGGUGUUUGAUGGCAGCGCUCUGGUCUGCACCUGUGUUGGGAGAUCUGUCACAGUUUCAAUACCCGGUCGUGGUGCCCUCGUCUAAGAGAGAGGUCAACCUCUCCUUGCAGCAAGCCGUGGUCAACUCUAGUCUCCAUUCAGCACAGCACCAGAAGAGCAUGGCUCAAGAGUACAGAACAAGUUCACGCCAUUAUACUCUUGCUGUGAUCAUGUCGCAUAGCGACACUAGCCACGGUGAUAUCAAACACUCAUGUGUUUGUCUUUAACUUUGUGAUAUCCGUCCUUUGUUUUAAAUUUCUGAACCCCAGUUUCAUGACACGCACCCUCUCAUCCAUGAAAAAAUAACUUGUAACGACUUACGUUAUGUAUAUGGCUUUGCCUGGUGUGUGACUCAUCCACCUCGCAGGCCAUUCGCCGUGGUUUGAUAUUUCAGAGACUUACUCAUAUUUCUCCAUGAUACUUUCUUGAUAAAGCCAUUCAACAGAA